AUGGAGACCUACCAUGGUCAUGUCCGAACCCCGGCAGACGCCAUCAUCCUCUUCGAGGCCUGCCGCAUCGGCCAGCUGCCCCGCGUCCAGCGCCGCCUGUCCGAGAAGGAACGCCAGCAGAUCAAGUCGGGCUCCGUCUUCGUCUGGGAUGAGCGCGAGGCCGGCAUGCGCAGGUGGACCGACGGCAAGUCGUGGAGCGCCAGCAGGGUCUCGGGAAGCUUCUUGACCUAUCGCGAGAUGGAGGGCAAAAGAGGUGGAAACGGCUUUUCCGCACCUGCCUCGUCGGGUAAGAAGUCCAGCUCCAAAUCCGACACCGGAUCGGGCAAAGGCGACUCGGACGAAGAUGGCCCCGACGGCUACAGGUAUAAGCCUGACGGCCUCAUGAAGCAGUCGUUCAGCAUCACCACAUCAAAUGGCCAGCACCUUCACCUUAUCAGCUACUAUGCUCGCUCCAGCCCUACUUCGCAAACCCUAAUGCAACCUACUCAGGACCCUAGCCUACGUCACAUCCGUCCCGCCAAGGGCAUGUACCCAGAGUCAUCUGUCAGCGAACAGAGCAAUGUCCCCGCAGUCACACGAGGCCCAAUGCCUGGCUCCCCUUAUGCACCAGCGCCGCAUCAAAUGGGUUCGCCCUAUGGAAGACCCGGAGCAACGCACCCCCACGGCUACAUGCCGCCUCCCGGGCCCUGGCCACCUACUCCUCUGGGUACCCCUCCCCACGUCUACUCUCCAUACUACCCUACUGCAGCUUCGCCCCCGGCGGGCUACAUUGCUCACUCACCUCACCACUAUCCUCCACCUCCAUAUGCCCACCCUGGCUAUCCCCAGCCGACGGUUUUUGACCGCCCGCCUCCGCACAUGACUGCUCCGGGUCUCCCCCCACCGCCUCCAGCCACGACUCCGUAUUCGCACCAUCUCACUCCUGUUGCACACCACCCGCCGAACCUUUCUCCUCGCGUCCAGCAGGCUGCCCACGUCGGACACCCGUCAACAGCGCCCGGUCUUCCUCCGCACCCUUACGCUCAUGUUGACCCUGUCCUCAACGCUGCUCAGCAACAUCAGGCUCAGCAGGCUCAGGCACAGCAUGCUCAAGCUCAGCAAGCCCAGGCUCAGCAAGCUCAACAGGCGCACCAAGCCCAGCAAGCUCAACAAGCCCAACAGAUUCAGGCCCAGCAGGCGCACCAGGCACAUCAAGCACACCAGGCGCACCAGGCAUACCAAGCCUACCAUGCGCAGCAGGCACAGCAGGCACACCAGUCUCCUCCCGCAGUUGGACUGCAGCUUCCUCAGAUUAACGCUUCUACGACGUCACCACCAACUACCAAUGGCAUGCACAAGCCGCCUACUCCUCCCGCACCCGUUUUAGCACCCACUCCUUCUGUACCCGCGGACGUAUCGCGGCCACACACGUCCGAAGCUCUGCCCGCUCCAGAGACUAACGGCACAGCGCCGACCAAGACUUUCCCAAGCAUCCAUGCGCUCGUCAACGGUGCAGCAGACAGCGACAACAAGGGUGAUGUCAGCGUCAGUAGGCAAGGCAGCCGGAGCCCCAACAGCCAGCUCCAGCACGUCAAGGAGAGGAAUGCCGGGUUCGGCGAAGACUCGAAGGCUCUGCGGAGUCUUGACAAGGCCUUCAUGGUACGGUGA
Molecule: messenger RNA, 1647 nt
Organism: Aplosporella prunicola CBS 121167
Lineage: Eukaryota; Fungi; Ascomycota; Dothideomycetes; Botryosphaeriales; Aplosporellaceae
Exons: 2
Coding region: 1-1647 (548 amino acids)
Molecular function (GO): DNA binding
Source: RefSeq, a predicted model, not a curated record